This is a messenger RNA of Homalodisca vitripennis (glassy-winged sharpshooter), 1390 nucleotides long. RefSeq names its product prostatic acid phosphatase-like. The transcript has 7 exons. The record is from RefSeq and is a predicted model, not a curated record. Gene Ontology annotation, molecular function: phosphatase activity. NCBI's taxonomy places the organism in Eukaryota, Metazoa, Arthropoda, Insecta, Hemiptera, Cicadellidae. Gene Ontology annotation, biological process: dephosphorylation. The coding region runs from base 145 to 1371 and encodes 408 amino acids.
GUUGAGCUGCAGUCAGCGUACAUUAUUUGUUUUAUCAGUCAGUUUCUACGGCUGACUAUCCUAUAAACUAUUAAGUGUCAAAAGCUAUUUGUUUUGUUUGAAAGUAAUAAUUAUAAAUUAUCUUUAAAACGGGUUUUAAGACCAAUGGUGCCAGUUUUUCGCCUUUUUGUACUGAUGGUGUCCUUGUUGGUUCUGGUCGCUGUCUUGGUUUACGUUACCACAACCGCCCUUGUAUCAGCUGAUCGUAGCAGUGUUUCCAACCCUAUAGGCCCAAGAGCUACACCAACUCUACAGUUUCUUGUUGUACUGUCUCGUCAUGGCAACAGAGGUCCUUUGUUUACUUAUCCAAGCUGUCCUUACCCAAGCUACGACGCCAAUGCUUGGCCAUACGGUUAUGAACAACUGACAAAGAAAGGACGAAUACAAUUGUAUCAGCUAGGAGCCAAGAUCCGCUCUUUGUACAAUGGAUUCCUGAAUGAGAUCUACUAUCAGGAGGACUUCAGGGCUUCCAGCACCAUCAAGGACCGGACUCUGAUGAGCGCCGCUGAGUUCCUUGCUGGUCUCUUCCCGCCCAAAGGUUUCCAAGUGUGGGACAAGGAUCUGCUCUGGCAACCGCUGCCGAUAUUCCCCAACUAUCUCGACCAUACGACGGUAGUGCCUCCUCCAUCGUCAAACUCAGUUUGUCCACGAUUUCAUGAAGCCCAGAAUCAGUCUCUUGAACAGUUUGUGAAAGAUUAUGGAUUUAAAAUGAUGGAUAUAUUGGAAGGUAUACAACCAUAUACUGGAUUAGGUAAAGUAACGACUCAAUCUGUACUAAUGCAGAUGAUUAUCGUCUGGGAGUCUCUUGCCAGCAUGGAUUUCGAAGAACUAGCCAUGCCCACAUGGUCAAGACAAGUGUACCCGGAACCUUUAACAACUGUUAUGGGCCAAUUAUACGCUGCCUACACCAUAGACUCACCUGUCACCACAAGACUGCUACAAGGACAGUUAUUUCAAGAAGUGGUCAGUUUGAUGGAGGCCAAAAUAAAUGGUUCUCUGACUCCUGACAGACGGAUGUACUACUACUCCGGCCAUGACUACACCCUUCUAGGAGUGCAAGGCAUUCUGGGCUUGAACUCGUCCGAUGCGAGAGUCAUCAAGCCCGGAUCUGCUUUGGUUCUUGAGCUGCAUCAAAACAACCAGACUGGAAUCUUUUAUUUUCAAGCUCUAUAUAUAGACGGGGGCUCCGAAGAUUUGGAACCAUCAUACUUCAACAUAACAGGUUGUAACUUUCCUUGUGACUUUAACCUUUUGAAGAAUAUAACAGAAAAAUAUUAUAACAUAACAGAUUACACUGCAGAAUGCCAUUACAACAACACAUCCUUAUUUUGAAUAAACAAAAUGUAUAAAA